GAUUCAAGAGAAAGAGACAUGGGCAAAAAAAACGAGAAAUAUGUUUUAAAUCAAAAUGGCUGAUUUUGACGUGAACGCAUCAAGCUAUUGAAGAAGUCACUUAAAAAAGCGAAACAGUUCUUUUGUAUAAAAAAUUUUCUGUGUUUUUCUGUUGAUUAUUUUCGGUUCAAUUGCAACUAAAGACUAAAAUUAUAAACUAAACACUGUAUGCAAUUGCCAUCGAGUGAAUAUUCAAAAAAACUCAACGAAAUUUGAAAAGAAAAAAAGAAAUUUUUUUUUGUUUCUCUUUCAAUCAACAUCGUGUGUUACACACAGAACGUUUUUUUUAGAUUAAUUUAUAGUUAUUGUAACCUAUUGCAUACAAACACGAGAUAUAGGAGAGAAAACAUAGAGUAUUUCGACUGAAGGAAUGAAGUGUAAAACGUGAAUUGCAAAGCAAAACGAGUUAGAGAAAAUAAUAUAAACGAAAAGAAAAGAAGAAGUAAAAAAAAGAGUUUAGAAGGGCGAAUGUGAAUAAAUUUGACACGAUAUUGAAGUGAUAUGUACACAUACACAUACCGAUUCCAGUGGAAAAAUAUCGACAAACUGCUGAAAUAUCACCACGAAGAAGCAGAAAAAACAAACAAAAAAAAUAAGAGAGAAACAAAACUGCGACAAAAAAAAGAAAUUUUAUUAUAUGUAUAUACAUCAAAAUCCUGAUUAUCUGCUGCUGUGUAAACCAAAUCAACCAAAUAAUAAGACCGCAUCAAAAAAACAACAACAACAACACACAUAACAUUGUGUAUUUAACAUAGUAAAUGUAAAGGAAAAAAACAAGAAAAUUUCAAACAUACAGAAUAAUAAUAUUACGAUUAUUUAAUAAGAGCUGAUUGAUUGAAACAAAAGAGAGAAAAAAGAACAACAACAAUAAUUAAAUACGUAACGACACAAGAAGGCAUCAAGUUCUAAGUGCUAACUAGAAAGAAAAAAAUUGGGUAAAGCCUUCGAAAAGGAAGCGAGUAGUGCAACGUUAAACAGAAAAAAAAGAGAAGUGAAUUGAUCAAUUCGAAUCGGUUGCAGACGAGAUAAACAGUAAUCAAAACGGUGCUAUUUAAAUAAACAAAUCGAUUAUACAUUAAAUUAUAACCUAAGGACAUACAGAGGAUCAUCAGUGUUAACAUAUUCAAAUAUUUUGAAUUUUUUUCACACAAACACACAUAUUCGACUUUGUUCCAUGACUGCGAAUCCGAAAGCCAUUUAGCGAGAAGCGGUUCCAAAUUUGCCGAUAGAGAAUCCAAAGCGAGAAUUGUCUCGUUAUCGAAAUUUUCUUUCUCUUUCUAUCGCUCUCUUUCAUCACGGUUCAAAUCGAGUCGUCUUCGUUGUUGACACACAUUUCCAACAGGAGACAAGCAUAAAAACCAGCAAACAAGAAACGAAAAGUAAACGACCGAUCAACAACACACAACCCGAAAAAAAGAAGAAGCAGAGAAGAAAAAAAACCCGGCAGCUCAUCAGACAAUGAACAGACGAAGCACGAGCGACACCAAUACUAGCCGACACGUGAACAUUAUCGGAUUAGCUCGACAAAGACAAAUCUAAAACACAUCCUAAUGGCAUUUUCGGACGCAUUAAGAGUUCGACCGUUCAACAAGUAACACCACCAUUCGCGCAAGCGUCGAACCGUCAACAAUUCCAGUGUGUAUAAUUUGAACUUGAACAUAACGAAAAAAGAAACAUCAGAAAACCGACAAGAAAGAAGAAGUGCAGUUUUGACUGAUAAGCAAAAAAAAAAAUCCAGUCGGGAAAAAAUUGUGUUUCGUCGAAAGAAGAAUCGUAUUUUCGUUCGGUCGUUCGUUUUCUCACUCUCGUUACGAUAAGAAAACCAUAGCAAAAACAAACACACACAAAUUAAAAGAAGAUAAAGCAAAACAACACACAUUCACACACACUCGCACAUUUGUUUUACAUUGUGUGUGUGGAGUUUACGAACUUUCCCCUUUGUGACCAAUUGUUUUUACCUGUUCUCUUUUAUUUUAUUUUUUUAUCUCUCGCUCACUCUUCAUUACUACUCUCUUUUUUUCUGCUCAUUUUUGGGUUCGACGAACAAUAACACAUUCGAAUUUGUUAAUUUCGGAAGAAAAAAUACGACACAAACGCGACAUAUAUAAUAUAUAUACCAAAUAAAGAAGUAACAACAAAAAAUUGAAAGUAAUUUAAAAUAAACGAAAGUGUCCAGUUGAAAAAAAAAAUAGAGAAAAAUGCUGAAAAUUCAAGUGCGAAAUAAAUAACGAAUGAAAAAAUAGUGUUUUAGAGAGGAGCAACAAAAAAAGAGAGAAAAAAAAACAUUUACAAAUUAGCCGGUAAAUAAGAACAUAGAUAAUAUGUAGUGAAAACAAAUUGAAAUCGAUCGGAAAAUCGCAAACCAAUUUCGCAAAAACGAAGAACAAGUGAAGCAAAUCAAUCAAGCAUAUUGAAGAGCAUCUUUUAUCCCGACUUGAACUAAAAGCGGGAAUAAAAACACACACACACACAUCUAUAUAUAUAUAUAUACAACAAGAAGAACAACGUCGUUUUAGUUAUUUAGUUUUGAAGUCUUGUUGAUUACCGAAAUGUCAAGAUAUUCACAUACGAAUUACGGCGUGCCGCCGAACACACAUCCCCCGCAUGCCGGUGCAAAUAGUUCAAAUGUUAUCAAUCGACAAACAGCAAACACAAAUAAAUACGAAAAAGCGCCACCACAAACGAAUUCGAAUAAAUAUGAGCCACAAAACCAACCCCAAAUUGCACUAACUACCGUUUCGUCACAGCAACAGCAACAACAACAGUUGCAACAGCAGCAGAAAAAUAAAUUAGUUAGUACGGAUUUUGCGAUACAAGUUCCGCAAGGAUCACAUCAUGGUGGUGUUACAAUAUCUCAUAAUAGUUUUCGUAUGCCUCAUGCCAAUAGUAACUAUCAUGUGACGCAGCCAAGUGUGAACUAUUCACAAAGCGUGCCACCGCAACCACCCACUGCACAUCAAACUUCGGAUCGACAAUCUGUUUGUCAAAUAGGGCAACAGCAACAAACACAGCAAACAUCGCAACAGUCUCAAGAUCACAAAAUGCAGCAACAACAACCCACACCGCCACAGUACCAUUCGAACCAUCCAUAUCAGAUGGCACGUGGUCAAGGACAACGUAUGUCAGGAGCGCCCUCAACGCGGAUAAACAACAUGGUUGUUAAUCGUCAGCAGCAACAAAACCAGGCAAUGGCUCAAACACAUCAACCUGGUGUAGCUCCCUCAACAGGGAUGGUGUACCUACAUUCAGUUCCUUUGCAAUAUGCUAGUAAUCAAUAUUUUUACCAGAACAAACACGCGAGCGUUCAAACGACUGGAUUUUAUCCAGGGCAUCAAUAUUUCGUGCCAUCAAUGCAACAGAUGCCACCAAGAACUGGUGCCGCAACUCAACAACACUUACCUUCGAUAAAUGCAGGUGUUAGUGGGGCAGCGAGUUCACAAAAUAUAUCACAUCAACAAGCUCCACAUCAAUUAAGUCAAGCGCUUCAUAUGCCGGGAGUAUUGGGGAGUACCCAAUAUGUACCAUCAAUGGCGCGUCCGCAUCAGGUAAAACCUAAUGUUUCUUUAUCUCGUCAGACGAAUGAAGCUCCUCCAGCGAAGAAAUUUUCAAAACGUUUACAAAUCGUUAAUCCGGAUACAAAGGAAGAAGUAAUUAUAGAUAGACCUUCCACACAGAAUAGCUCCGGUUCGGCAGCAUUAAAAAUCGAAGCACCGCCUUCUUCACAAGGCCCGAAUCAAUCACAACAACAAAACCAGAAAUCGUCAAAUGAACCGUCAUGUGAUACAUCAAAUGAACCGGAACAAUCAACAAGUGAACAUUCGAAUGUUGAGGUUCCGAUGGAGGCGAGUAGUACAGAAGAACCGCCGCAUACACCAGUUGUUUCAGCCAUUGCUGACGUUCCGUCGGUUGAUAUAAUGCCAAAACAGUCGAAAAAUGUCAAACGAACUAACAAGUCAUCUGAAUGGCCGACGCCAUCAGCCGAAAAAACAAAUACAGAUAGCUCUACGUGUGAUAAUUACUCAAAAGUAGCAUCGUUAGGCAGUACCACAAGUUCCAGUAGCAAUGAAUGGGUGAAAAAUAACCAGGCCGCACCAAAGGUGUCCAAUGAAAGUGAACACAAAGAUUCGCAACAAAAGCAUAAUCCGAAAUCUAAGCAUUCGGCGCCCAACCACAACGUCGCCCAGCAGUCGAAUAAAGGCAAAUCUGUAGCUGCUCCACAAACAGAUCCGCCAACGAAUAUGGUGGCCAAUGUGCAACAGCCAGCGCCAGCUAAAGAACAACCACAAACGGAAUCUAAACCAGUUGUACCGGUAGCCGUACAACAACCACAACCACAACCACAACAACAACAACAACAACAGCAGCAGCAACAACAAGAACAGACGAAAGUGGACAAAGUAGAAAAAACAAAGCAACUGCAACAGCCACAACCGGCCGAUAAAGUGCAUUCGGAGGAAAGUGUAACGAAAGGCAAUAAGGAAAAGGCCACCGACAGCACCAUGAACAAUAGCAGCAGUAGCAGCAACGUUAGCGUACCAAUGGAAGUAACCGAAGUGGAUUCAACAAAAACAAAGACCACCACCAACACUACCACUACCACCACCACCACCACCACGACCAAUACAUCAAUUGAUGAGACUGAUAAAUUAAUCAAACCCCUCGAUUCGAUGUCCAUAAGUAAUAAAGAAACGAACGCAGAAAAGAAUGAUAAAUUAGAUGCUAAAUCAGUGGAAUUCAAUAACAAUAGUCAAAAGGCGGUCGCCGCCGCAAAAGCUGAUAACGCGCCCGCACGUAAUGUUGAGCUCACGAAGCCAACGGAAAUAAGUGCGGCGGUUGAACAACAACAACCGCAACAGCAACAGCAGCAAACGCCAGUGUCCGCACCAGGCCCACAAGUACGUAUUGCAACGCCUAACCUAGAAUCGCAGACUGAUCUUAGAAGUUCAGAGAACGAUUUGAGAGCUUCCGAGAAAUUGGAUACAACCGGGACAGCCCCAGCUACCAAUAAUGACGGCUUAGUCGAAACGAUAAUAAACAAUAAUUUAACCAAUACAUCUAGCGCAAACAAUAAUAACCAAUUGAAUAACAAUGCCGUUGACAAAGAUUCCGAUAAUAACGUCGUGAACAGUGCAACGGAGACGACAACGACCGAAACGCCAGCACCACAAGAACAACCAACACAACAAGCGCCACAGCAACCAGCCGCCACCGCCAUCGCCGCCCAACAACAACAACAAGUGGCGGUGUCGAAGCAAACGAAAUUGGUGUUGAACUACGAAGAGGGUCAAUGGUCACCCGAAAAUACCGACGGUAAAAAGUGCUACAAUCGCAACCAAAUUAUGCUAUUGCGUGAAGCCGAUGCAUCGCAGUCAUUACCACAAAUCCAGGAUAAUUUCUCACUCAUUCGCAAGAAUCCCCCAUCGAAUGUUAACAAUAACAACAACAAAAAUCAAUCGUCUUCAUCAAAUAAUCGCAAUCAAUAUGGCAAACGGCCGUCAACGCAAGGCGGAGCUGGUGGCAAUCAGCAAAUGUCACAAGGUGGCGGCAAAGGCAGCAAAUCGGGUAUGAUUCACGUGAGUUUGUCACUGCGCGAAGAUGUUAAGCUAAAUGAAUCGGCCAAUGCAUGGAAGCCAACAUUUUUGGGCGCUAAAGAGGUUGGCCCAACCGAUCCAAACAACAUUGAUGCACUGUGCAAACGUGUGCGCGGUAUUUUGAAUAAAUUGACACCGGAAAAAUUCGAACCACUGUUGGACCAAUUGCAAGCGCUUAACAUUGAUAACAACGAAAAAUUGUCGGCUGUCAUUUCGCUGGUGUUCGAAAAAGCGAUCGAUGAGCCAAACUUUUCACAGGCAUACGCACAGUUGUGCCAAAAAUUGUCCAAACCAAUGGAAGAAAAGGAAGAGAAUGAACGGAGAUUGGACGAAAAAAGCAAUAAAGACACGAAAACGGCUGUGUUCAAAAAGGAAUUGCUGAACAAAUGUCAAACCGAAUUCAAUACGCAUGUGGCCAAUGAGAAUGCGAUACGUGAAAAGCUCCAGCCAAUGCACAUCGAACUCAACGAAACAAACGAUCAAAAUCGUAAGUUCGAAUUGACCAUGCAAUUGGAAGAGGAAGAGCGUAAAUUGCGUCGCCGUUCCGUUGGCACGGUCCGGUUCAUUGGUGAAUUGUAUCGACAAAAUAUGUUGCUCACCAGCAUCAUGGAAUGGUGUGUGAUGGUUUUGCUGAACAUUCGUACCGAAGAGAAACUCGAAUGCUUGUGUAAAUUGCUGACAACCGUCGGCCAAAAAAUGGAGCAUAAAACAGGCGACGAAGAAUAUGACAAAAAAUACUAUCGAGAUCUGACGCCACACUUCCACACUAUGCAACAAAUUGCAUCGGAUAAGAAACAAUCGAAAAUCAGCAGCAGAGUACGCUUCAUGUUAAUGGAUGUCAUUGAAUUGCGAAAAAAUAAAUGGGUGCCACGUCGUUCUGACUCGAAUCCAAAGAAAAUGGGUCAAAUCCAAAAGGAAGUUAUGGAUGAGCACUACAAAACGCAAAUCCAAAUACUUGCCAAUAUGCCAAACUCUGGUGGAAUGGGUAAUAGUAAUAUGAGAAAAGAUAACCGUGAGCGCAAUGAUCGCGGCAGCAUGCCACGUGGUGGCAGCAUGUCAGGCAGUGGAUACAAUAAUAGCAACAAGCUUGGUCGAGGUGGCAAUUUCCAAGAUAAUGACGGAUGGAUUCAAACGGGUGGCAACAAACGUGGUGGCAACAAUAGCAGUCAACAAUUUGAUCCAUCGAAAUUCAGGGCAACAUCUAACAUAGAAGAUAUUAAAAACACUGCAUUGGGCACACCAAAGCAAUUCCAAUGGAAAUUCAAUACACAACCACAGGCAACGACCAGCCUUACAAAUAGUUUUUCAGCGCUUGAAUCCGAUACCUACAAACCAUUAUCCGGUAACCGUUCAAAAGAGCCAUACCAUUCGAAGGGAUCAAUGGAACGUGAACGAGAUGGCCCACACUCGAGAAGCGGUUCACAGCAUGGUUCACGUGAUAACUCAGCAGCUAGAAAUUCCUCCUAUUCCUCACGUAGCUUACAACAAAUGCGUCCACCACAGAUGCAAUACAACACAUUGCCAUCGAAUUCAACUUCGUCAUCGUCGUCAUCGCAAAGGGGUAUUCGUAGUGAUAAUAAAUUGAACCAUCAAUCGUUAUCGUCAUCGACAACAUCGUUAUCAACAAGCAAUUUACCGUCGUCUUCGUCACUAACGCCGUCAUCGUCAGAUCCGAAAUUAUCCGAUAAAAUUAGCGAACAAACCGAAAAAGUGAUCCAAUCAACGCUAAAAAAUCUGCUAACUAAAGUUCAAAAGAAUCAAAUCUGCGACUAUAGCCAAUUAGACGAAGCACCACAAUUAGAUAAAAUUAAUCGAAUUGAUCGAUGGGCGCUCGUACGCGAUCUACACAACAGCGCCGUGGAUAUAUCCGGUUUGACAGAGGAGAAGCGCUGCUUUAUCGGCACCAUUUGUACCUAUUGGCUGAAAAAUAACCAAAUUACGAAGCAAGAUUAUGUAAAAGGCUUAAGCGAAUAUAUUACAAUGUUAGCCGAUAUUGUGAUCGAUGUGCCGAAAAUCUACGAAUGGACUGCUCAAAUGAUAUCUACGGCAUUUUUCAACAACCUCAUCACAUUGAAUGACUUGAAAAACACGGUCGAAGAAUCGAGGGCAAAGAUUUUGGGAUGCUUAUUACCAUUCUUGGCAUACGAAUAUGGGUCACAAUAUGUACGUGAUCUGUGGAAACGAUCCGAUUGUAAAUGGGAACAGUUUGUUGUUGAUGGCAGUGUUGACAAAUUUGUGGAACAAUAUAAAUUGAACUUUGUGGAAAAUCCAAGGGAAACGCUGCCUCCAGCUAGUAAUAAAAUACCAAAUGACCGAUUUAGACAAAGAAUCUAUCAAUUGGUUCGCAAAGAUGAUUUUUCAGAAAAAGAAGUUGAUGAAUAUAUUAAGAUUCAUGUGCCUACAAUUAAUAAACAAAGUAUACGUUUAUUAACACGAACAUUGAUCCAAGCCGCGUGUAAUAGUACGAAAGCUGGACAUAAUUUGGAGGAUAAAAUUCUCCCACGAAGCAUAGACAUUUUGAAAGGAUACAUUGGAGGUGAACAAAAGCAGGACUUACAGUUGGAAUCGUUGUACGCCAUUCAGUUGCUGAGCAAUGAAUUGGAGCAUCCAUCAGGUUUCUUGCAUAAAGUGUUUUCCAAACUAUUUGAUGAUGAAGUGGUUCCAUCGAACGUUUUCAAACAAUGGGAAACAUCAAGCAAUGAACCAAUGGGCAAAGGAGUUGCAGUUAAGAAUUUAACCCAGUUCCUUAAGUAUGUUGAUGAUGAUUCGUUCGAUUCGGAAGAAGACGGAAAAUAGACAUCGCUGGUUAAUUAAUUUAAUGAAGAAGAAAAAGAAAAAAAGAAUUAAGAAGAAAAAAAAAAGUUGUAAUAAAUAAACUUCUAAUUAUAUGCAUAUAAAAUUAGAUAUUUUUGAAAGUAAUCUUUAAAAAGUAAAUCUGAAGAUAAAUAAAGAAGAAAAAAA
Messenger RNA from Sitodiplosis mosellana (orange wheat blossom midge), 8591 nucleotides. It is a transcript of the gene eIF4G1, whose product is annotated as eukaryotic translation initiation factor 4 gamma 3. Gene Ontology annotation, molecular function: mRNA binding; protein binding; translation initiation factor activity. The record is from RefSeq and is a predicted model, not a curated record. NCBI's taxonomy places the organism in Eukaryota, Metazoa, Arthropoda, Insecta, Diptera, Cecidomyiidae. The coding region runs from base 2589 to 8426 and encodes 1945 amino acids. Gene Ontology annotation, cellular component: eukaryotic translation initiation factor 4F complex. The transcript is spliced from 23 exons.